AUGUUUAAGUGGCUCACCAAGUACUUCUGCAUACCGGCCUGGACGGCCCAGGCCGAGCGAGACACCCGCGACGUACAGUACGGUCUUGGGACCAACGCUCUCCAUCUUGACUUGUGGCCCGACCCCGACUUCUCCCCCAUGUGGGAACACCACCCUUCUCCCAAACCCGCCCCUCCCAGGCCCAAGCCCAAGCCCCAGCCCAAGUCUACCGCCAUAUCAUGCCCCAACCCCCGCCAUACAGUCCGCUUCCCUUCCCAGUCCGACUCCGGCUCGCCACCCAAGUCGCAGACCAAGACCAAGACCACCGCCUCGGCCUCGGCCUCGGCCGUCGAGCCCAAGUCCGCCACCUCCGCCCUCAAGCCCAAGUCCGCCACAUCAGCCCUCAAGUCCAACGUCAAACCCACGGUCCGCUUCCCUUCUUCCCAUUUCAAACCCCAGCAGUCCACCAAGCCCAACCCCUCAGCUAUUUACCGGCCCAAAAACCGCGCGAUCAAGUGCGAGUUCCAGACCAAACUCGAUUCCCAGCCCAGGCCACGGCUCCCCACGCUACCGGCGCCGACUGAGGUCGAGAUCGAGGCCGUACUCGCGCUUGAGGCUUAUCAGAAGGAUCUCGAGACCAAACGGAAAGAUUCCAAGGACACGCUUAAACGGAUUGCGACCAGGUACGAGCGCCAAAAGCGCCGGCGGAAGCGCGAAACCAAGCUCCUCAAGUACCGGCUCGAGAUCGACGCCAAGCUCCUCAAGCGCCAACGCGAAAGCUUGCAAGACUUCCGUCAGGCGUUUGCCGUCAAGUGGCCCAAGGACACUAGCCACGCCGCCGUUGACGACCGUCGGAAGCGUGGCGCGAAGAAGCGCGCAGACAAGGCCAAUGCCCGUUCUGUUGGCCAGAGCUCUAUCAAAGGGCCUGAGACCGACGUGAGCGGUUCCAGUGGGGCCGCUGACUCGGGGGUCAGCUCGUCGACGGUUCCCUGGUCGAGGCGCUACAACGGCCUCAAGCGCGACCAGAAAGUGGACAACUCCAAGGUCGAUGUAGAGGCCAAGGAGAGUCCGGACGAGCCGCCUAAUGUCUAUGUAGCAGCCAGGGAGAAGCCAGAUGAGCCGCCGCUCCUACUCGAGGAAGCAUCUGUGUUUCGGGGUCAUGGAUUGUAG
Molecule: messenger RNA, 1149 nt
Organism: Cutaneotrichosporon cavernicola
Lineage: Eukaryota; Fungi; Basidiomycota; Tremellomycetes; Trichosporonales; Trichosporonaceae
Exons: 2
Coding region: 1-1149 (382 amino acids)
Source: RefSeq, a predicted model, not a curated record